Messenger RNA from Acanthochromis polyacanthus (spiny chromis), 6219 nucleotides. RefSeq names its product zinc finger protein 37-like. Gene Ontology annotation, molecular function: RNA polymerase II cis-regulatory region sequence-specific DNA binding; DNA-binding transcription factor activity, RNA polymerase II-specific. Gene Ontology annotation, cellular component: nucleus. The record is from RefSeq and is a predicted model, not a curated record. NCBI's taxonomy places the organism in Eukaryota, Metazoa, Chordata, Actinopteri, Pomacentridae. The transcript is spliced from 10 exons. Gene Ontology annotation, biological process: regulation of transcription by RNA polymerase II; central nervous system development. The coding region runs from base 1508 to 4201 and encodes 897 amino acids.
UUGAUCUUUUGAUUGUAUUUCGUUUGGAUUUGAAGAAGUUUUGAAGAUGUUUCCUGAUGCCAGAGGAGAAGAGAAGCAGCUUUGGACCUUUGCUGUAAGAAGACUGUGGCCGUUUCUCAUGUAAUGAUUAGAACCAUAUUUCUGUGUGUCCUCCUGCGGUGUCACAGCCAGCCGCCCCUCGGACUCAGGCCUUCCUCCAAGCAGCGGGCCUCCCCAGGGCCUACACCCAAUGCUAAUGUGAACUCCAUAUAGGCAAUGAAGCUGACCUUCAUCACACUGAUGAAUUACAGAUAAGUUGAAAUAGAAUAAAAAGAUUCACACUAAAGAGUUUUGGAGAAGGUCGAGUUUCUUGAUGCAGCCACAUGGUCAAUAAACUGUUUGCCUUCCUCAGCUUCACCAGAUGCUGUAGCAGCUGGGUCUGAAACCUUCCUCCUUGGGCUCCAUUUUCAACUUCCUCAGCCAGAUGAAUACUCACAACUGUGAUGACAGACAGACGGAUAAAGAUGAAGAGGGCGGACGACAAAGGUAACCUUCAGUUUUCAAGAUCAGAAAAGGCUUUAGAAUUCCAGAUGACAGCAUUCACUGCAGAGAUAUCAGGGAUCAUUUUGGCACUUUGAUGGGUGAUGGACAACAAACUGGUCAAGUCAGUCUUAUGUAGCGAUUCAUCAGCCGUGUUGACAUCAAUAGAGAAGCAAACUCCAAAUCCAGACCCAAUUUUCUAUUAGAAAUAUUUCAAGCACUGUUUCACAUUCUCAGAGCAGGGUGUGAGGUGGUUUUAUUUGGGUUCCAGCACAUAUGGGUGUGGAGGGCAAUGAGGAAGCAGAUAGCUUGGCACAAAGAGCAACCAAGGAGGAACGAAUAGAAUUUGAUUUACCACACGGAAAGUCAGAUUAUGACUCUGUCAUUAACAAACUUGUCAAAGAAAUAUGGCAGAAGGUUUUGGAAACAAAAGAAGAGGGGGACUGAUUUUGCUAUUCAAGGUAAAAUGGGAAAAGUAAGAAGGCACUCCACUGAUGCAAGAAGAGACUCAAUUGUUCCAACCCGGCUAAGACUCAGACACUGCAGUCUGAAAAGUGGACUGGCUUUGAUUGGGAAGCACAGAGAGAGGAACUGUGAGUGUGGUGAAGUAGAAACUGUGAGAAAUGUUCUUCUGAAGUGUAAGCUCUACUCAUGCCAACAGAAGAAACAUUAGAGACUAGGAGCAGCUGGACGAACUGUUUUUAAUCUUUGCUUUCUACUUAACAUGGAGGAGUGGACAAAUAUGAAGAAACUUCUGAACUUUCUCAUGACCACAGGACUGCAUAAGAAAUAUGGAGGAUUCUCUAAGGACUAUGAGUAACAUCCAGUAGGUGGCAGCAAUACGCCAGUGAUGCGUCUAGUCCGCCUAAUUCAAUGAGGAAGAAGAAAGUAACUCAUUGUUUCUGCCGGAACUUCACAGUGUGACACCCGGCGGAUGUGAACAAAGAAGCAUGAGCAGAGUUAGCUUCACUGCUGUGUGGACUGAGCUAUGAAACGGCUGUAUUAUAGUAUGAAUGAGAAAUAUCAGAGCGAUAAAGUAACGAUGUGUUCAGUUGAGUAUCUGAGAGAGUUGAUCAGCGACAGACUAACUGCUGCUGCUGGAGAAAUAUUCUCUGAGUUUGAAAAAACCAUCGUCCAGUACCAGGAGGAGAUCGAUCGUCAGCGCAGACUGCUGGAUGUCAUCUGGAAACCACACAUCCCCUUACAACCCAUAGAGCUCCCACAGUCUUAUGUCUGUGAGAAUGAGAAGACUGUUGACCAUCAGCCCCAUGACCAGGAGAGAAACUCCAUGGUGGACCAUGAGGACCCAGAGCCUCUAUGGAUUAAAGACCAGCAGGAGGAACUCUGCACCAGUUGGACCCAAACAAACCCAGAGUUUUCUCAAAUUAAAAUGGAACAGGAAGAAUUGUGCAUCAGUCUGGACCAAUCAAACCCAGAGAUUUCUCAAAUUAAAAUGGAACAGGAAGAAUUGUGCUCCAGUCAGGACCAAUUAAACCCAGAGAUUUCUCAAAUUAAAAUGGAACAGGAAGAAUUGUGCACCAGUCUGGACCAAUUAAACCCAGAGAUUUCUCAAAUUAAAGUGGAACAGGAUGAACUCUGCUCCAGUCAGGAGGAAGAGUUAAUUGGAUUGAAACAGGAGACUGAUACCUUUGAGGUGACUCCUGCUGAUGAGGAAAGUGACCACAGUGAACCAAAACCAAACAGUGAUCAGCUCCUGUUUCACAUCUCUUGUGUAGCUGAGAGCUCAGAUCAGGAAGGAAGCAAGGAUGUAGACUCAGGAUCAACUGGAUGUAUCGAGCAGAAACCAAGACAUCAGAGUAACAGCAGUCACAGUAAUGAUGUAGACAAUGCUCCAUUGUCAGCGAGACAGUGUGAUAAUGACAAGGCAAGAAAAUCUGCAACAUGCGAGGUCUGUGGAAAAGCUUUCAGCAAUAAAUCAGUUUUAAUCGUACAUCACAGAACCCACACAGAGCUCCCACAGUCUUAUGUCUGUGAGAAUGAGAAGACUGUCGUUGACCAUCAGCCCCAUGACCAGGAGAGAAACUCCAUGGUGGACCAUGAUUACGCAAAGCCUCUACGGAUUAAAGACCAGCAGGAGGAACUCUGCACCAGUCUGGACCAAUCAAACCCAGAGUUUUCUCAAAUUAAAAUGGAACAGGAAGAAUUGUGCACCAGUCUGGACCAAUUAAACCCAGGGUUACCACAAAUUAAAGUGGAACAGGAUGAACUCUGCUCCAGUCAGGAGGAAGAGUUAAUUGGAUUGAAACAGGAGACUGAUACCUUUGAGGUGACUCCUGCUGAUGAGGAAAGUGACCACAGUGAACCAAAACCAAACAGUGAUCAGCUCCUGUUUCACAUCUCUUGUGUAUCUGAGAGCCCAGAUCAGGAAGGAAGCAAGGAUGUAGACUCAGGAUCAACUGGAUGUAUCGAGCAGAAACCAAGACAUCAGAGUAACAGCAGUCACAGUAAUGAUGUAGACAAUGCUCCAUUGUCAGAGAGACAGUGUGAUAAUGACAAGGCAAGAAAAUCUGCAACAUGCGAGGUCGGUGGAAAAGCUUUUAGUCAUAAAUCAGAUUUAAUCAAACAUCGCAGAACCCACACAGGUGAGAAGCCAUAUGCUUGUGGAAUCUGUGGAAAAAGCUUCAGUCGACGGACCAAUUUGACUACCCACAUAAGAUGUCACACAGGUGAGAAGCCGUUUUCUUGUGACACCUGUGGAAAAAGCUUCAGUCAUCGGUUCCAUUUGACUAGACACAUAAGACGUCACACAGGUGAGAAGCCGUUUCUAUGUGGAACCUGUGGAAAAAGCUUUCGUCAACAUUCCAGUUUGACUAUCCACAUGAGACAUCACACAGGUGAGAAGCCGUUUUCUUGUGACACCUGUGGAAAAAGCUUUAGACGACGGGACUCUUUGACUAUCCACAUGAGACGUCACACAGGUGAGAAGCCGUUUCUAUGUGGAACCUGUGGAAAAAGCUUUCGUCAACAUUCCAAUUUGACUGUCCACAUGAGACGUCACACAGUGGAGGAAGAGCAGUGUCGCCAGGACCAGGAGGAGACUGCAGCAGCUGCUGCGGUAGCUGAGAGGAUGGAGGAGGAAGAAGGGGAUCUUUGUGAUGAGGGGGUUGCCAUGAAGGAGGAGGACCCCAUAGGCAGACCCCAAGUGCAGUACAAGCAGCACCAGCGCAUCGCUGGGAAAAGGCGCGGAAAAAAGCGGAGGUUGGACUUUGAGGAUCCGAAGCCACUGAUGCAAGCAGGACCUUCAAAUCGGCCCAUCCAGCCCAAACCUGCCACCGGCACCUCAGUGUCCUCCCUUCAACCCGCCAUUUCAGCAGCACCGAUACUGCUGGUGGUGCCAGCACAGCCUGGGGCGCCAUCUGUCCAGUUUGCCGGGCCCUCCUGCAGUCAAGUGUUUGUGCCUGCUCUGCUCAAGCCCACCGUGCGCAACAAGUCACAGAGACCAUGUGCGGCUUGCCAGGUACUGCAGUGUGGUGGCAUGCGCAAAAUAUACAUGCCUUCCAAGGAGAAAGUAGGUAGGAGCAGGCAGAAAUGGUUCAAUUUUUGCCCCAAGACCGGCAAAUCCCCCACACCUGGCUUUGAAGGUGUGGUGUACACCAGCUUUGGACAUUUUCAAAGUAUUGUAGACAAGGAACUGGAGAGGAGAAACAACCAACAGCUCUGAAGCCUCGCUAGACUGUUGGCAGUUGCCUCUGCUGCUGCUGCUGCUGUUAUUUGCUGUUUGGACAUUUUAACUUACUGUUUGUUAUGUGUGUACUUCUGAGAAGGUCACUAUUGUUCUUUGUUUGUGGCUGCCUCUUGUUUAAUUUCAGUUCAUUUAUUUAUCUAGAAGUAACCGUGCACGAUAAUUUGCCAUUUGCUGCACCAAACCAAAUUUACACUGAUUCUAAUUGAUAUCGUCACUUUGCCACUUCUUCAAAAGCCUUUGCCUAUGUCUUUGUGGUAUUAGACAGAUUGAGGACCCGACCAACGCUGCUUGCAGCUUGAAUUAUUAUUAUUAUUAUUACCUCCGCCAAGGAGGUUAUGUGACACCCGGCGUUUGUGUGUCUGUCUCUGUCUGUUAGCAAGAUAACUCAAAAACACCUGGGCACAUUCAGAUGACAUUUUGAGGGGAUGUAGACUAUGGUAAGAGGAAGAGCUGAUUUAAUUUUGGUGGCAAUCCGGAACGGAUCCCGGAGUCUAGAUCACUUUGAAUUUUUUGUAAACAUUGCGGUUAAUAGGGCUCAGAAAUGUGUUACUCGAUAUCUCGGAAAAUUUUCAGCCGAUGUUCAUGUAAUUUCACAAACAUGACGGGGGUGGAUCCCCAGCAUCCCACAAAGUUUCACCCGGAUUUGAUCCGGAUUGCAGAUUUAAGACCGAUUUUUCAAAAUAGGGGGGUGCCAUUACAUUUUGACCAUCAGUGAAGUUGGUAUCAUAGGCAGAGCUUUCUAACCAAAACUAUCUUAUAGCUGAGUGAAUUCCGCAACUGAAGUGUCCUCACAUAUUUGUUCCACUAUGAUACUUUUCGAGCUACACCCAAUUGAAUUCUGGACAAAUUUUCAGACAUGACGAUUCUACAAAAAUAUGUCAUUACACGUCGAACAUGGGCCGAUUUGCCAAUUUUGAUGAAUUUGCAGGGAAUGUUGAGAUUGGUAAGAGGAAGAAAUGAUUCAAUUUUUGGGGUGAUCAAGAUCACUGUGAAUCUGUCAUAUAUUAUCAUAUUUAACAUUGCCUUGAAUGAGGACUAAAUGUUCAUUAUUCAAUAUCUCAUUCAAUUUCAGGCCCAUGUUCAAGUCACUCAGCUUAUGUCAGGAAUACUUCACCAUGAUUUCCCGAAGUUUGAUCCGGAUCGGAUCGGAUUUUGGAAAAAUUUUUAGAAAAAAAUUGGUUUAGUAUGUCGUCCAAAAUGGGCAAAACGUCAUAGUUACCUCCGCCAAGGAGGUUAUGUGACACCCGGCGUUUGUCUGUCUGUCUGUUAGCAAGAUAACUCAAAAACACCUGGGCACAUUCAGAUGAAAUUUUGAGGGGAUGUAGACUAUGGUAAGAGGAAGAGCUGAUUUUAUUUUGGUGGCAAUCCAGAAAGGAUCCUGGAUUCUGGAUCACUUUGAAUUUUUUGUUAACAUUGCAGUAAAUGGGGCUCAGAAAUGCGUCACUCGAUAUCUUGGAAAAUUUUCAGCCGAUGUUCAUGUAAUUUCACAAACUUAUGACGGGGGUGGCUCCACAUCAUCCCUCAAAAUUUCACCUGGAUCUGAUGCGUGGGAAUGUCAAUAUCCUUGACGGGGGUCUGCGCUCUCUGAGUGCUUUUCUAGUUAUUAUUAUUAUGUGUAUUUGUGCCGAAUUUUUUAUGCUUGAAUGUUAAGUGUACAUUGCAUUUAAAGGUUUUGAAAUUUUCGGAUUAUAUAGCAUUAUGCGUGGAUUGAGGAAUGACUUUUAUUCCUGGUGCCUUCCUCAUCCCCCCCCUCCCUCCUCAUGAAGUAGCUAUUAGAAUGAUUGUCCUGUAUACUUGAAGUUUAUUACUACCUCUACUGAGACGCUUCUCCGUAUUUGUAAAUAGUAUUACUAGUAGUUUUUUGUGUUGUAGAGUAUGUGUUAUUUGUAAUAUUUGCUCAUUUAAAGUAAUAGUAUUUUCUGAAGAUAUUUUAUGUAAUCUUUAUAUUUGCAAAAUAACAAAUACAAUCAAUAAAAAUAUUGGUGGCAUUUCAA